This is a messenger RNA of Orbicella faveolata, 2547 nucleotides long. RefSeq lists its product as uncharacterized. The record is from RefSeq and is a predicted model, not a curated record. NCBI's taxonomy places the organism in Eukaryota, Metazoa, Cnidaria, Anthozoa, Scleractinia, Merulinidae.
AUGGGGGUUUUUCAGAGGGUACUUGAGCAAUGCAAAGAAGGUUGGCUCUUUUGGACUGCUGAAACAACUUCUAAAGAUGGCCAAAAAGCACUCAAAUUAUAUGGAAACCAAGCAAAUGAUGUGGACCAGUUGAUAUUUUUAACUCCAUCAGCUGGACCAAAUCUAACCUUCAUCGAAAGGAUCGAAGCAUCAGAUAUCGAGGAUGAUGAGUGGCUAUCCUGCUCAACAACCAGCAUAUGCGAGCGAGCAACCUUUCUCAUUGAAUCGCUUGCAUUAGAAAGAACAAAACUUGCAAGAUGGCGAGCAGAGAGGCAGGAACAAGAGAGACAGCUUGCCGAGUGUGUGACAACUAACCGGCCAUUGGGCAGACCACCAGGAAACAUGAAUGACACCAAAAGGGAAAAGGAAAAGGAGAAAGAGGAACAUGAACAAGAGAAAAUACAGCAAAAACCUGAGGACAAUGUACAAGAGCAGAAAAUAAGAGAGGAAAGAAGAAAAAGAAUCACUAUGGAGCCCAAAGAAGGCAUUACCAUUGCUCUUCGCUUUGGUGAUCGCAAAGUAAGGCGGAAGUUUAGGGAUACAGCAUUUUUUCAGGAAGUAUAUGACUGGGCAGGGGGCAUGGAAGCAAUGCCACGUCACUUCACCCUGCAACGGCGGAAUCAUGUUGUUUGCCAUGCUGAUCCAGUAGAGGGGCAUGAGGUGUUAGAUGUUUAUGAACGAACAGAGGCAGAAUGCAAGACGAUUUUAAAUCGCAAGGUAGGGAAAACUUUAUUCCGCUUCAUUUAAGUACUUCAAUCAAUGAGGCAAUCAGUUCAGCUUGUCAGAAUUUAAAAGAUAUAGUACAGGUAUUAACGAAUUCAUUGAGUAGCACUAAAACUUGUAGACGACAGACACUACUGACUCUCCAGGGACGGGGCAUAUCAAGAGCAUCGAUACUUGAGAAAUACGGACAUGACUGACUAUGGCACCCUUCUACAGCUACAAUACCGGGGAAGACUGACUCUAAUAACUAUUGUAUUAAUUAGUAAUAUGCAGCUUACAUUGAAUAUCAUUAUUUCACUAAAAAUUAAUAAGAAUAAAAAUCUUGACUGAGAUGUUCAACUUCCUGAGCUUUAAUACUAAGUUUUUUACGCCCCUGAAUCGUUCAUGAGCUCUACCCAAAUUUGAGUCAUUUUCAGUCGGCUGUUUCACCAAAGUGCAACGGUUUAUUUGGAAAGUAGAAUCAUCCAUCGAUAGUCUUUUGAGCUGUUAUCAAAAUCCAGAUUAUUUAAAAUUGGUAUCUAGUGUUCAGAGUUAGCGGCGUCUGAAACUGCCAUUACAAUGUUCAGUUUAGCAAUUUCCCGCCAAAUUUUUUAACACACUAUGUUUUGACUUCCUCUAAUUUUAGUCCAUAAUUAACCAAAAGGACCUAAGAGUAGUUUCAUUGCCCAGUUUUCUGGGGCAAUAACACUUAACAUAAGAGAGAACUAUAGUUAUUGUAAUCCUUCGGAGGUGCCUCACAGCAAAACUAGUGUGUCCAGGUUAAAAUGAAAAUACCUAAAAACCAAUAUCAAAUUAAAGCAAGUAGAUCUGGCUACCCAAAUAUUGAAUCCGCACCCACUCCCUCACGCGAAAGCUUCAGCAACAAAAUUAAAAUUCCUCUCAUUUAAUUUUUUAAAGGGUUUUCAACUCCCAAACCACUAAGGAUACCAGUCAGUGUUUUGCAUAUUCGAUCACAGUAAAAUGUUACAAAGCACUUUGAAAUCGGCUUAACACUCUAUGGUUUGUCUUAGCUUGGAGAUCUUUUUGAGAAAGAGCACAUAAUCUUUUUGUAAUUAUUGAUGGUUUGAGUUUCUUUCCACUACCUGAUGUCUGUUGAAUGCAAUCAUUUCUAUUGCUCACACAAGGUUGACUGGGACCAGUCCACAAAUCAUAACACUUAUAUAACACUUAGCAAAAUAAAAAGUUUUAUUUUGUCACCAAAAUAGACUUCAUCUGUGGAUAAUUCACAUGUUCAAUUAUAAUUUAUUUUAACAGUAAAUUUUAUUUUUGGAUAAUUGUCAAUUUGAAAACAAUUUGAAGAAAAUUCACUCCCUGAAGGAAUACGGAACCCAGGGCAAGAGUGUGACAAAAAAAGCAGAUAUAAUGUAAUUUUUUGUUGAGGAAUAAUUACACAUAUUAAAAAUCUUGAUUGCAAAGUUGAUAAAGCAAAACUUACUGCUACUGCUACUCUAGGGACGAGGCUAUUUAAAAGCCCCGAUACUUGGGAACUACCGACACUACUGCUACUCCAGGGACGAGGCCAUUUAUAAGCCCCGAUACUUGGAAAUUACUGAUACUACUGCUACACCAGGGACGAGGCUAUUUAAAAGCCCUGAUACUUGGGAAUUACUGACACUACUGCCACACCAGGGACGAGGCUAUUUAAAAGCCCCGAUACUUGGGAAUUACUCACACUACUGCUACUCCUGGGACAGCGCUGUUUACAAGCCCCGAUACUUGGGAAUUACUGAUACUACUGCUACACCAGGGACGAGGCUAUUUAAAAGCCCCGAUACUUGGGAAUUA